AUGGCGUCCACGACCGGGAUGAUGCACGACGCGUUCUUCGUGGGACGGAACGAAUUGAUCGCGUGGGUGAACGCGCUGCUCGCGCUGCGGCUGACCAAGGUGGAGCAGUGCGCGAGCGGGGCGGUGUACUGCCAGAUCAUGGACGCCGCGCACUGGAGCGGAGGCGGUGGAGACGUGGUGCCGAUGCGCAGGGUGAACUUCGAGGCGAAGAGCGAGCACGAGUUCGUGCAAAAUUAUAAAGUGUUGCAAUUGGUGUUUGAGCGAAUGCACGUGGCGAAGAACGUGGAGGUGCAAAAGUUGAUCAAGGGACGGCCGUUGGAUAAUUUGGAGUUUUUGCAGUGGAUGAAACGCUAUUACGACACCGCGACGGGGGGGGCGGGAGUGGAAAACUCGACGUACGACGCCGAGGAGCGACGGGCGUGCGCGCGGGGAGGGGCGGAGACGACGACGACGACGACGACGACGACGACGACAGCGCAUCGAGGCUCGAUGACGACGACGAGUGGGGCGGGAGCGACGUCUGGGGCGAACGCGCGAGCGACGACGGGGAACGGCGCGAGCGCGCGAGAAAUGACGGAGACCAACACCGCGUUGGCGCUUCAAGUCGAGCGCGCCGAGCAAGAGCGAGAGUUUUACUUUGAAAAGCUUCAAGACGUCGAGUACGUGUGCCAACGUCCUGAGUUUGAGAAUAAUCCGUUGAAAAACGUCGUCGAACGCAUUCUGUAUCACACCGACGGCAAAGCCGACGUGGACGCGAUCAUCGCCGAGUGCUUCGCCGAGGAGAAAGAGACGACCGCGAACGUCGUUUCGAAGGACGACGCUCCGGAAAGUACGCCGCCGAAAGCGACUGUGGUUGAAGUACCGGUCACGCUCGAGGCUAUCGAAACGAAAUUGGCGGCGACGACGCUCGAUCGCGUGGAUUCCGGCAACGCCGUCGCCAUCGGGGCGUCGCCGCUCGGCACGCCGCCUCCGAUGUUUGACGAGCCCACGUCCGCGUGCGCGACGAGACCGGCGGUGACGCAUCGAUCGCCUCUUCGAGACGCAAACGUUAUGGCGUCGCAAUAA
Molecule: messenger RNA, 1065 nt
Organism: Ostreococcus lucimarinus CCE9901
Lineage: Eukaryota; Viridiplantae; Chlorophyta; Mamiellophyceae; Mamiellales; Bathycoccaceae
Exons: 2
Coding region: 1-1065 (354 amino acids)
Biological process (GO): regulation of microtubule polymerization or depolymerization; protein localization to microtubule plus-end; spindle assembly
Cellular component (GO): cytoplasmic microtubule; microtubule organizing center; microtubule plus-end
Molecular function (GO): microtubule plus-end binding
Source: RefSeq, a predicted model, not a curated record